AUAUUUUACUUAUGUGUGUGUUCUUCUAAGAGAAAGGCUUGAAUUUAUUUCAGAAGUGGAGAUAAGCAGACGAUAUCUCCUCCACAAUUAUAAUCCUCUAAACCACCUCGGACAUAUAUAUAUAUAUAUUUGCCAAAGCAAACUAACUGGGUCUUCGGUAAACGCCAUCAUGGGCCCGCCAAAGGACCUGACACUCCUUCACGAAGGUUGGGCAGAGGGAAGCAGCCGAAUGAGCAGCAAAAUGGAAUCCUCGAAUACCUCGCUCUCGUCCACGGCCGAACUGGACAGCUCCAUUCGGACGCUGCUGAAUGUCGCCCAACACUCAGGCAUCACACGCUGGUGCAGCGGAAACCCACUCACCAAGUCCGGGAAGCGCAUCCAAACGGCAAAGAUGCUGGCCCUGACUUUGGUACCUAUCCUGGCACUCACAGUGAUCAGUAUAGUGGACCUGUGGGAGGUUUUCAGGGACAACAGAAUGAAGGCGGAAAUCAAAGACGUCAUUGUCUUUAGUACGCAGACCGGAACUCUGAUCCAUUAUCUGCAACGAGAACGAGACAUGACCGCCCUCCAUCUGAGCGCCCUCGGGACAGAGACCCGGAUGUUCCUGAAGGAGAGAUACCCCGACACCGACGAAGCUAUCGAAAAGCUUGAUUAUUGGCCAACAGAAUCUAACACCGCCAUGGCCGAAUUUGACAGUUUGUUCGAAUUCCAGAAAUACGUCAAGACCCAUCGUGAUAAUCUUGACCCCGAGAAGACAGACGCGUACAAGGAGGUCAAAUUCUACUCCUACGCCAUUUCCAUCUUCAUCGAUUGGAUGUAUUCAGCAAUCCAAGGGUCACAGGAUGGCGACACUUGGCGGACCCUGGUGGCUUACCAACUCCUCGUCAUCGCCAAGGAAGAUAUGGGCGUGGAGCGGACACUCGGCGGGAUCUUCUACAGCAAAGGCACAUUCGAUAGCUACAGCGACUAUCUCUGGUAUUUGGACAAACAUAGCGUCGGUAUAGGCAACUUUAAAGCUUCGACGAGAUUUUCCAGAGUAGUUGAGGACAUAUUUGAAGAAGAGAGAGCAAAGUAUAACAGCAAUUUCUCGACGCAUAUCAAUGACAUGCGCCAGGAGAUCUCGCGGAACAAUCUCACCGGGCGCACGCCCUCCUGGGAGAUGUCUACUUGGUGGUUUGACAACAUGACAAUCUAUAUUGACAUUAUGUUCGAGGUUCAAAAGAACUUAGCUAACAAGAUUAUCGCCCAAUUAGACGAGUCCCAGACCAGAGAUCUGCGAGACAUGACGGUUAGCCUGUGUCUAUUUGUCCUCGUCAUGAUCAUCUGCCCAAUUGUCAUCUUGUCCGUCAAAGCCAUCAUCAACGACAUACAGAAAUACGCUUUCUCUUUGGCGGAUCAGACCCGAGAAUUGAACAAAGAACGAAAACGCACCGAGACGCUCCUCUUCCAAAUGUUGCCCAAAACUGUUGCGGAGCAGUUGAAACGAAAUGAGCACGUCGCUGCCGAGGCCUUUAAUGAGAGCACUAUCUUCUUUUCGGAUAUUGUAGGAUUUACUCUCCUCAGUGCCGAGUGUACCCCCAUGCAGGUCAUUAACAUGUUGAAUUCACUCUAUACCUGUUUCGAUGCCAGAAUUGAGACCUAUGAUGUCUACAAAGUUGAAACCAUUGGUGAUUCUUACAUGGUAGUUUCUGGCGUUCCCCGGAGAAAUGGCCGUCGACACGUGUUCCAGAUCUGUACCAUGGCGCUGGACUUGCUGCACCACAUCAACCACAUUGAUAUCCCGCAUCUCCCUGGAACCAAGAUGAGACUUAGGGCUGGGGUCCACUCGGGGCCGUGUGUGGCCGGCGUAGUCGGCUCCAAGAUGCCCCGCUACUGCCUGUUCGGCGACACGGUGAACACAGCGUCUCGGAUGGAGUCGCAUGGCGUUUCUGAUAAGAUUCAUCUAAGUGAAGCUACAAGGAACCUGUUGUCGAUGGACCCUGGAUAUAUUGUCUCCAAAAGAGGAGAAGUCAAUAUAAAGGGCAAAGGCCUGAUGACUACAUGGUUCCUGGAUGACAAAGAAGGUUUUGCGGACUCUCUGCCGUGUAAGAACAAAUGUGGCAAAGCAGGUUAAGUGAAGUUAAUCCCGGGGUUGAGGCGACAUACUGACCAGUAGACUCAACCUUAAUGUACACGUACAUUCAGUCAAACUCUUCGUUGCUUUAUAUCAGUAUUGUGAUUAUAUUCCUUGUCCGCAAUCGUAUAUGAGAAAAUGUACACAUGUACACAAAAAUUAGAAUUAUUACUCAAAGAUAUAUGAUAAACAGCUACAGAAUGCUUAUUUCAAAGUAGGCCAGUGCCCUUACCCCUCCGUCCUUUUAUUACCGCAACCAAACUCUUGCUAUAAUGUUCUGUGUUUUAACUGUAUAGAUUUUACACUUCUCCGUAGAAGAGACAGCAUUGCGACUCGGUCAUGUCCUCCCACACCAUACGUGUUCCCCUCUUUUUGCUCACUUGACAACCAGCUUUUCCGAGAACACACUUUCAACCGUGACUAAGAUAAUAUCGGUCUUAUCUUUUAAUGAUUCGCCACGAUUUGAUUUUUUGUGUAGUGACAAUGUAUGAUUAUGCACAUAAUAUAUUUCUUCAUGACUUUAUAUUCCGUUGUCCACUUAACAUAAUUGGAAAUUGAAGUUUACAAUGCAUACACCAGUCCAUCUUCAGAAGUCGCACUUCUAGCACUUGACAAAAUGAACCAUCAUGUUUGUACAUGCAGACACUGUUAAUUAUAAGUCUGGUUAACUCAUCUACUGAUUGUACCUCGAUUCUUGUUGGUAUCAUUACAUUGGCAUGGUACUGGCAAGUACAAACGUACCGAAUCAGGCCCUGGGUAAACUACAUGUGUUUAUAUGUUGUUCUUGUUAAUCAUUGUGAAAUAAA
Messenger RNA from Lineus longissimus, 2919 nucleotides. RefSeq lists its product as uncharacterized. Bases 170 to 2113 code for a protein of 647 amino acids. The transcript has 6 exons. Gene Ontology annotation, molecular function: guanylate cyclase activity; peptide receptor activity; adenylate cyclase activity. NCBI's taxonomy places the organism in Eukaryota, Metazoa, Nemertea, Pilidiophora, Heteronemertea, Lineidae. Gene Ontology annotation, cellular component: plasma membrane. The record is from RefSeq and is a predicted model, not a curated record. Gene Ontology annotation, biological process: receptor guanylyl cyclase signaling pathway; intracellular signal transduction; cGMP biosynthetic process.